Molecule: messenger RNA, 7880 nt
Organism: Haemorhous mexicanus (house finch)
Lineage: Eukaryota; Metazoa; Chordata; Aves; Passeriformes; Fringillidae
Gene: PGLS
Product: 6-phosphogluconolactonase
Exons: 5
Coding region: 1368-2159 (263 amino acids)
Biological process (GO): pentose-phosphate shunt; carbohydrate metabolic process
Molecular function (GO): 6-phosphogluconolactonase activity
Source: RefSeq, a predicted model, not a curated record
GAGAGCCCCGGGGAGGCCUCGGUAGCCCCGGAGCGGCCUCGGGGAGAACCGGAGCGGGCCCGGAGCCCCGAACCGACCCCCGGAGCCAGGGCUGAGCCCUGAACCGGCCCCGGAGCGUCGUCCCCGUUCCCGGAGCUUCGCCGCCGCCGCCUCUCCGAGCCCCGGUCGCUGCCGGUUCCCCGCUCCCGUUGCCCCAUCCCGGUUCCCUCCCUGAGUCCCGAACCGGGCGCUCUUCCCCGUCCCAGCUCCGUCCGGGUCUCCGUUAGCCCCUUCCCCCAUCCCGGUUCCCGUUCUCCCAUCCCGGUCCCCGUUCCCCAUCCCGGUUCCCGUUCCCGGUCGUUCCCCCAUCCCGGUUUCCAUUCCCCAUCCCGGUCCACGUCUCCCAUCCCCUGACCCCAAAACCCCCAAAACUGACCCCAAACUCCUGACUGUAGGAUCUGAUGUCGAUAAUCCAUGCUUUAAAAACUGUAUAAAAUUUAUAAAGAUCCAACCAUGCCUCUGACCCGGGGAUUUUCAUUUCCAAAACAUUUCCCGGACUCGCCCAGAUAAAAUCACGGCCAUUAACGAGUGAAUGAAUCUUUCCUGGGUGAUCAUCGACCAUCUCCCAGGAGUGUCCAGAACAUUCACCGAACAACACCUGGGAGACAUUAUAUCCGAAAUUUUCUUUUAGAAAUUUGGCUGCCGAUUCGAUCAUUUAUAACACUUCUAAAACAACACAAUUUCCCAGGAAAAAAUGGUAGGACUCAGUGGAAAACAGCAGAAUUCCCAGGAAAACGGAGGGAUUUGGAGGAUGAAAGUGAGAUUUGACUGUAGAAGAGCGGCGUUCCUGAGGAUCCAGGAGGAACCCAGCAGAAUUCCCAGGAAUUUCCAGGAAAAUUGUGACUUUUUUUCUGAGGGAAACCAGCGGAAUUCCAAGGAAAACCGGGACUCGCCCUCACAGGCGCUGAUUAACUCCGACAGCGCUAAUUAACGACUAAUUCGUGCCUAAUUAACCCCUCUAGGGACUCCUUUGUGCCAGCACGGAUAUAUUUAUUGCAAUUAACAAAUUUGGGCCGUUUUUAACCCGAUUCGCUCCGUUUGGUUGUGCCUGAGCGCGAGGCCAUUAAAAAUCAGCGACUGUGCCGCGUGCUGUGCUGCGGGGCUCGGGGGGAAAAAGCGAGGGAAGGUUUGUGUGGGGGUGAAGCGGGAGAAGGGCAGCGAGGCAUCCGCGCUCCUCCGGGCAGCACCGCCACGCGAGGCCGAGGCUUCACUAGGCCGCGCGUUGCUAAGCAACGCCGCGCGCGCUGACGCGACCUCCUUUAGUGGUCGCUUAGCAACGCGGCGCGCUGCUGACGUCACUUCCUCCUUCUUCCCCCGGCACCGCCAUCAUGGCGGCGGUGUCGGUGUUCCCGACCCCAGGCGAGCUCGGCGCGGCCCUGGCGCGGUCGGUGGCGGAGGCGGCGGCCGAGGCGGUGGCGAGCGGCGGUCGCUUCACGCUGGGGCUGUCCGGGGGCUCGCUGGUGCCGCUGCUGGCGCGGGAGCUGCCGCCCGCCCUCAGCGCCGUUCCCGGCUCGGACCCGUCCCGCUGGCUCGUGGCGUUCUGCGAUGAGCGCCUGGUGCCGCCCGAGCACCCCGAGAGCACCGGCGGCGCCUACCGGUCCCAGUUGCUCUCCCAGUUUGCCCCCCCCGGCCCUGAGGUGCUCUGGGUCCGCUCCGGGCUGGGCCCGGCCGAGGCCGCCAGGGACUACGAGGAGCAGCUGAGGAAGGCGUUCCCCGGCCAGGCCACGCCCCAGUUUGACCUGCUGCUGCUGGGGGUGGGGCCGGACGGCCACACCUGCUCGCUGUUCCCGGGCCACGCCCUGCUGCAGGAGCAGCAUUCCCUGGUUUCAUUCCUGGAGGACUCUCCCAAGCCGCCUCCCCGGCGGGUGACGAUGACGCUGCCGCUGCUCAACGCCGCCCGCUCCGUCCUGGUCAUCGCCAUCGGCGCCUCCAAGGCCCCCGUGCUCAAGCGGAUCCUGGAGCGGCGGGAGGAGGAGGAGGAGGAGGAGGAGGAGGAGGAGGAGGAGCCUCAGGGCGCGCUGCCGGCCGCGCUGCUCCGGCCGCGCUCGGGGCGGCUCCGCUUCCUCCUGGACCGGGAGGCGGCGGCGGAGCUGAGGCUGCCCCGGGAAAAGGGGCCCUGAAAUGGGGGAAAUUCCCGGAAUUCCGGGCAAAAAUAACCCGGCAACGGGGGGGAAUUCUGGAAAAAAUGGGCUUAACGUGGAGAAAUUGGGCUGGGAAUGGAAAAAAUCCAGGGAGAAAUGGGGGAAAAUGGGCUUAAAAUGGAGAAAUUCCCAGGGAAAAUGUCUUUAAAAUGGAGAAAUUCCAGGGAAAAUGUUCCUAAAAUGGAGGAAUUCCAGGGAAAAUGUCCUUAAAAUUGAGGAAUUCCCAGGGAAAAUGUCCUUAAAAUAGAGAAAUUCCAAAGAAAAAUGUCCUUAAAAUGGAGAAAUUCCCAGGGAAAAUGGGCUGGGAAUGGAAAAAAUCCAGGGGAAAAUGGGAAAAAUGGGCUUAAAAUGGAGAAAUUCCCAAGGAAAAUGGGCUGGGAAUGGAAAAAAUCCAGGGGAAAAUGGGAAAAAUGGGCUUAAAAUGGAGAAAUGGGGCUGGGAAUGGAAAAAAUCCAGGGGAAAAUGGGAAAAAUGGGCUUAAAAUGGAGAAAUGGGGCUGGGAAUGGAAAAAAUCCAGGGGAAAAUGGGAAAAUUUGGCUUAAAAUGGAGAAAUUCCAGGGAAAAUGGGCUGGGAAUGGAAAAAAUCCAGGGAGAAAUGGGAAAAUUUGGCUUAAAAUGGAGAAAUUGGGCUGGGAAUGGAAAAAAUCCAGGGAGAAAUGGGGGAAAAUGGGCUUAAAAUGGAGAAAUUCCCAGGGAAAAUGGGCUAGGAAUGGAAAAAAUCCAGGAAAAAAUGGGAAAAUUUGGCUUAAAAUGGAGAAAUUCCAUGGAAAAUGGGCUGGGAAUGGAAAAAAUCCAGGGGAAAAUGGGCUUAAAAUGGAGAAAUUCCCAGGGAAAAUGGGCUGGGAAUGGAAAAAAUCCAGGGAAAAAUGGGAAAAAUGGGCUUGAAAUGGAGAAAUUGGGCUGGGAAUGGAAAAAAUCCAGGGGAAAAUGGGAAAAAUGGGCUUAAAAUGGAGAAAUUCCCAGGGAAAAUGGGCUAGGAAUGAAAAAAAUCCAGGGAAAAAUGGGCUUAAAAUGGAGAAAUUCCAGGGAAAAUGGGCUGGGAAUGGAAAAAAUCCAGGGGAAAAUGGGAAAAAUGGGCUUAAAAUGGAGAAAUUCCAGGGAAAAUGGGCUGGGAAUGGAAAAAAUCCAGGGGAAAAUGGGAAAAUUUGGCUUAAAAUGGAGAAAUUGGGCUGGGAAUGGAAAAAAUCCAGGGGAAAAUGGGAAAAUGGGCUUGAAAUGGAGAAAUUCCCAGGGAAAAUGUCCCUAAAAAUUGAGGAAUUCCAUGGAAAAAUGUCUUUAAAAUGGAGAAAUUCCAGGGAAAAUGUUCCUAAAAUUGAGGAAUUCCAGGGAAAAUGUACCUAAAAUUGAGGAAUUUCCUGGAAAAUGUCCUUAAAAUAGAGAAAUUCCAAAGAAAAAUGUUCUUAAAAUGGAGAAAUUCCCAGGGAAAAUGGGCUGGGAAUGGAAAAAAUCCAGGGGAAAAUGGGAAAAAUGGGCUUAAAAUGGAGAAAUUCCCAGGGAAAAUGUCCCCAAAAUUGAGGAAUUCCCAGGGAAAAUGUCCUUAAAAUAGAGAAAUUCCAAAGAAAAAUGUUCUUAAAAUAGAGAAAUUCCCAGGGAAAAUGGGCUGGGAAUGGAAAAAAUCCAGGGGAAAAUGGGAAAAUGGGCUUAAAAUGGAGAAAUUCCCAGGGAAAAUGUCCCUAAAAUUGAGGAAUUCCAUGGAAAUUGUCCCUAAAAUUGAGGAAUUCCCUGGAAAAUGUCCUUAAAAUAGAGAAAUUCCCAGGAAAAAUGUUCUUGAAAUGGAGAAAUUCCAUGGAAAAAUGUUUUUAAAAUGGAGAAAUUCCGGGGGAAAAUGUUUUUAAAAUGGAGAAAUUCCAGGGAAAAAUGGGGAAAAUGUGCUGGAAAUGGAGGAAUUCCAGGGAAAAAUGUCUUUAAAAUGGAGAAACUCCCAGGAGAAACGGGGGAAAAUGGGCUUAAAAUGGAGAAAUUCCCAGGGAAAAUGGGCUGGGAAUGGAAAAAAUCCAGGGGAAAAUGGGAAAAUUUGGCUUAAAAUGGAGAAAUUGGGCUGGGAAUGGAGAAAAUCCAGGGGAAAAUGGGAAAAAUGGGCUUAAAAUGGAGAAAUUCCCAGGGAAAAUGGGCUGGGAAUGGAAAAAAUCCAGGGGAAAAUGGGAAAAUUUGGCUUAAAAUGGAGAAAUUCCCAGGGAAAAUGGGCUGGGAAUGGAAAAAAUCCCGGGGGAAAUGGGAAAAUGGGCUUAAAAUGGAGAAAUUCCCAGGGAAAAUGGGCUGGGAAUGGAAAAAAUCUAGGGGAAAAUGGGAAAAAUGGGCUUAAAAUGGAGAAAUUCCCAGGGAAAAUGGGCUGGGAAUGGAAAAAAUCCAGGGAGAAAUGGGAAAAUUUGGCUUAAAAUGGAGAAAUUCCCAGGGAAAAUGGGCUAGGAAUGGAAAAAAUCCAGGGAGAAAUGGGAAAAUGGGCUUAAAAUGGAGAAAUUCCCAGGGAAAAUGGGCUGGGAAUGGAAAAAAUCCAGGGAAAAAUGGGCUUAAAAUGGAGAAAUUCCCAGGGAAAAUGUCCCUAAAAUUGAGGAAUUCCAUGGAAAAAUGUCCUUAAAAUAGAGAAAUUCCAAAGAAAAAUGUUCUUAAAAUGGAGAAAUUCCCAGAGAAAAUGGGCUGGGAAUGGAAAAAAUCCAGGGGAAAAUGGGAAAAUGGGCUUAAAAUGGAGAAAUUCCCAGGGAAAAUGUCCCUAAAAUUGAGGAAAUCCAGGGAAAAUGUCUUUAAAAUGGAGAAAUUCCCGGGAAAAUGUCCCUAAAAUUGAGGAAUUUCACGGAAAAUGUCCCUAAAAUUGAUGAAUUUCCUGGAAAAUGUCCUUAAAAUAGAGAAAUUCCAAAGAAAAAUGUUCUUGAAAUGGAGAAAUUCCAUGGAAAAAUGUUUUUAAAAUGGAGAAAUUCCGGGGGAAAAUGUUUUUAAAAUGGAGAAAUUCCAGAAAAAAAUGGGGAAAAUGUGCUGGAAAUUGAGGAAUUCCAGGGAAAAAUGGGGAAAAUGUGCUUAAAAUGGAGAAAUUUCAGGGAAAAAUGUUCUUAAAAUGGAGAAAUUCCAUGGAAAAAUGUCUUUAAAAUGGAGAAAUUUCAGGGAAAAUGUCCUUAAAAUGGAGAAAUUUCAGGAAAAAAUGGGGAAAAUGUGCUGGAAAUGGAGAAAUUCCCGGGAAAAAUGGGAAAAUGUCUUUAAAAUGGAGAAAUUCCAAAGGGAAAAUGGGGAAAAUUUCCUGGAAAUGGAGAAAUUCCAUGGAAAAUGUCCUUAAAAUGGAGAAAUUCCAUGGAAAAAUGUGCUUAAAAUGCAGAAAUUCCAUGGAAAAAUGUCUUUAAAAUGGAGGAAUUCCAGGGAAAAUGUCCUUAAAAUGGAGAAAUUCCAUGGAAAAAUGUCUUUAAAAUGGAGAAAUUCCAUGGAAAAUGUCUUUAAAAUUGAGGAAUUCCAGGGAAAAUGUCCUUAAAAUGGAGAAAUUCCCCGAAAAAUGGGCUGGGAAUUGUUCAAUUCCCAGGAAAAUUGGGAAAAAUGUCCUUGAAAUGGAGAAAUUCCAUGGAAAAUUGGGAAAAAUGUUCUUAAAAUGGAGAAAUUCCAGGAGAAAAUGGGCUUAAAAUGGAGAAAUUCCAGGAAAAAAUGGGCUGGGAAUGGAGGAAUUCCCAGGAAAAACGGUUCUGGAAGGGAAAAUUCCCUUGGAAUUAAUUAAUUAUUCAUGGCAUUGAUUAAUUAUUCAUGGCACUGAUUAAUUAUUCAUGGAGUUAAUUAAGGAUUUGUGGAAUGAAUUCAGGAUUUACGGAGUUCCCAGGAGGAAAAAUGUCCCAGAAAUGGAGAAUUUUCCACGGGAAAAUCUCCCAGGAAUUGGGAAUUGCAACGGGAAUUUUGGAGUGGAAUUUUGGGGAAUUUUGGAGUGGAAUUUUGGGGAAUUUUGGAGUGGAAUUUUUGGGAUUUUUGGGGGGUUUUUGACUGAAUUUUUUGGGAUUUUUUUGGGGUUUUUUUGGGAGGAUUUUUGGGCUUUUUUGGGGAUUUUUGACUGAAUUUUUUGGGAUUUUUGACUGAAUUUUUUGGGAUUUUUGGACUUUUUUUGGGAGGAUUUUUGGGCUUUUUGGAGGAUUUUUGACUGAAUUCUUUUGGGGAUUUUUGACUGAAUAUUUUGGGAUUUUUGGGCUUUUUUGGGAGGAUUUUUGGGCUUUUUUGGGAUUUUUGGGCUUUUUUUGGGAGGAUUUUUGGAUUUUUUGGGGGAUUUUUGACUGAAUAUUUUUGGAUUUUUUGACUGAAUUUUUUGGGGAUUUUUGACUGAAUAUUUUGGGAUUUUUGGGCUUUUUUGGGAGGAUUUUUGGGGUUUUUUUGAGAUUAUUGACUGAAUAUUUUGGGAUUUUUUGAACUUUUUUGGGAGGAUUUUUGGGCUUUUUUGGGAUUUUGGACUGAAUUUUUUUGGGAUUUUGGACUGAAUUUUUUGGGAAUUUUUGACUGAAUAUUUUUGGAUUUUUGGGCUUUUUUGGGAGGAUUUUUGGGGUUUUUUUGAGAUUUUUGACUGAAUAUUUUGGGAUUUUUUUAGACAUUUUUUGGGCAGAUUUUUGGACUUUUUUUGGAGGAUUUUUUUCUGAAUUUUUGGGAUUUUUGGACUGGAUUUUUUGAAGAUUUUUGGACUUUUUGGAGGAUUUUUGACUGAAUUUUUGGGGGAUUUUUGACUGAUUUUUUUGCGAUUUUUGACUGAAUUUUUUGGGAUUUUUGACUGAAUAUUUUGGGGAUUUUUUUGGACUUUUUUUGGGAUUUUUGACUGAAUUUUUUGGGAUUUUUGACUGAAUUUUUUGGGAUUUUUGACUGGAUUUUUUUGGGAUUUUUUUGGACUUUUUUGGGGAUUUUUGACUGAAUUUUUUGGGAUUUUUGACUGAAUUUUUUGGGAUUUUUGACUGAAUUUUUUGACGAUUUUUGAACUUUUUUUGGGGAUUUUUGACUGAAUAUUUUGGGAUUUUUGGACUUUUUUUGGGGAGGAUUUUUGGACUUUUUUUGGGGAUUUUUGACUGAUUUUUUUUUUUACUUUUGGACUUUUUUGGAGAAUUUUUGACUGAAUAUUCCAGAUUUUUUGGACUCUUUUUUGGGAGGAUUUUUGACUGAAUUUUUUGAGAUUUUUGGACCAAUAUUUUUGAUUCGUGGACCAAUUAUUUGGGAUUUUUGACUUUUUAUUUUUUAAUUUUUUACUUUUUUUGUGGGGGAAUUUUUGGACUCUUUUUUGGGAUUUUUGACUGAAUUUUUUUUUAUUUUUGACUGGAUUUUUUUGGUUUUUUUGCACUUUCUGGGAUUCUAUUUUGGGGAUAUUUGGACUAUUUUUAAAAAUUUUUUGACUCUUUUUGGGGGGGGAUUUUUGGACUUUUUUGAGGAGAUUUUUUGACAUUUUGGACUUUUUUAUUUUAAUUUUUAGACUUUUUUUUGGUGAUUUUCACCUGAAUUUUUAAGGACUGGGGGGCGCUUUCACCAAGCUGAAAAUUCCCAGAAAAUCCUCAAAAUUCCAGGGAAAAAAACCCCCAAAAAAUCACAAAAAUAAAAAAAAAUCUAAAUUCAGGAGCAGGGCUGGGAAUCCCAGCAGGAACUGGGAUGAACUGGGAUGGACUGGGAGAGGAAAAAUGGCAUCAAAAUGGGCCAAAAAUUUAGGAUUUUGGUGUUUUAGGAGCUUUUAUUUGGAUUUUUUUUGGAAUAAACGAUGCUGUGGCUGAGCUGGAA